GCUAAACAAAAUGCCAUAAAAGGGAGAACGAAGAGCAUCUAUGUGGCGGUGUUAUCAAAACCAAAUAAAUAUCUUGUUUUCUGUCUACUUCUACUUGAUGCCAGAGCCAUUUAAAGAGUUCAAAAGGUGCUCGCGAGGUCUUCCUGCCACUUUCCUGAAACUUCUCACUUCUGCUUUUGGCAAGCUACAGCAUGCGCUCAAGCCACAGCACUCAAAAAGCCUGCUUAGUUUUUUUUUUUUCUAAGAUGUGCCAACUCUGCAGCUCUGCUUACCUUUUGGCUUUGACGUGAUUCAUGAAUCAACCAAUACCUUUGCAAGGAUGUCAACUUCUGUGCCUUUGUGUGCCUCUACCAGUCUCUCUGUUGCAACUAGCCCUGGACAUUUUAAUUUGACGUUUACUAAACCUUUGAAUACACAUAUCCAGCAACAAUGGAUAUGUGUUUUGAAUACACAUACAACAUUUGCCAUUUUCUACAUGUAGAUUGGGAGAAGGUAAACAGGCAUUAAAUAACUGUGUAAAAAUCCAUUGUACUGGGUAAUUAGUAAUCUGAGGAUUGGACGCACAUCACAUGGGCAGACGGCAUAUUGAGAAGGAGGAGGGACGUUCACGCACACUCGGAAACAGCACACUUCUCAUUUAGGCGCACUUUUUUUUAAUGGACUACUUCAACCGAAGACAACUUUUUACCUUUUUAAUUCGAUAAAAAGAUGACACACUUUUACAGUCAGCGGUCCGUGGUUGUCCUGUCUCUACUGGGGAUUCUAUCGGCCAUUAUGUCGGUUUUGUCGGUCAUUCUGAUCUUCCAGCUGCAGCCCCAACACACGGCCAUAAAGGAAAACGCUCCCUCGGUCGUACCCCCUAACGUUCGGGCCUUCCUGUUGCCGGUGUCCACGGCGCUCUCGGCUUUGUCGCUCACCCUUAACCUGAGCUCGGUGGUGGUCUGUCUCCUACAUGGCUACUUUUCCACCGAGGUGUGUCGAGGAGAACUGGACACCGAAAGAGCAGACUGGUUCCUAUUGGACAGCCGAGCCGUGCGACAUGUGGCCAUCGGAUUGUUCUGCCUUGGAGUUUCGGUCUAUUUAGCAGCUAUGUCUAUUUUUAUGCUGCUCAUAUUUGAGGCGGAGACGGGAAUUGCCAGCGCCUCCGUCCUGGCCUCCGGCAUCUUGAUCCUUCUGGUAGUGGUGAUCCAUUCUCUUGUCAAGGUUUCCCAAGUGGCUAAACGCGGCCGAGAAGACCAUCUCGAAACUCUCUUUCGCAACGAGCACAGAAGCAGCAACAACAGUCCCGUGUCUUGGCCCUGUGAGCUAAAAAUUGGUGUGGACAAACUGCGGGUGCCCCGCAGACCGUCCCACCUCCAGCAUCACAUGUCGUUCACCCCUUCCAGCAGCCCCAGACACCAGCAGCGGCACCACCCGCAGGAGGAGUACCCCCCUGUUGGAGAAGAGUCGCGCGGCCACUCUGGCAAUGUGGACAGCUACAGCGGAGGCGGCAGCUGUCCUCGUUCACACAGGAGCUUAUCUUCAGACUCGGUUUUGCUAAAGGCUAAACCCUGGAAUGGCGUCAACAACGAGAUGAGGAGCGUCCUGGCGCGCAAGUCCGGCAUUUCGGCAAAAGACUCGACCCUUGUGUGACAAAAGGCUGAUGAAGACGAGGAUUUCAAUAAGUCAGCAUGGAUAUACUACUGGCAUGUAAUAGCUUCAAUGAUUCCAGACCAUCUGGAAACUGAGCAAAAAAAAUCCACCCUGACGACUCUAUAAAUUGUUUUAAAUUGAUUAAUCAAUUCAUCCAAUUGUGAUAAUCUACUGUGUAAAUUAUUUUAUACAACAAUACAAUGAUCGCCCACCUCGUGUGCGAUGAGAAAUUA
This is a messenger RNA of Hippocampus comes (tiger tail seahorse), 1865 nucleotides long. It is a transcript of the gene tmem221, whose product is annotated as transmembrane protein 221. The transcript is spliced from 3 exons. Lineage: Eukaryota; Metazoa; Chordata; Actinopteri; Syngnathiformes; Syngnathidae. The coding region runs from base 709 to 1632 and encodes 307 amino acids. The record is from RefSeq and is a predicted model, not a curated record.